AUGGAGCUGUUGACGAAGCAAGGAUGGUCAUCAGCAUAUUCGAUCGAGUCGCUCAUCCUACAGAUAGCAGCGACUCUUGUCAAGGGGAAGGCUAGGAUACAAUUUGAGGCUAAGGCGCAAUACAGUCUUGCAAGAGCUCAGCAGUCGUUCAAAUCACUGGUACAGAUUCAUGCUAAGUCGGGCUGGUAUACACCGCCCACAACUGAGGGAUAA
Molecule: messenger RNA, 213 nt
Organism: Ostertagia ostertagi
Lineage: Eukaryota; Metazoa; Nematoda; Chromadorea; Rhabditida; Trichostrongylidae
Source: the annotation of a GenBank genome assembly